Messenger RNA from Ilex paraguariensis (yerba mate), 1665 nucleotides. Lineage: Eukaryota; Viridiplantae; Streptophyta; Magnoliopsida; Aquifoliales; Aquifoliaceae. The record is from the annotation of a GenBank genome assembly.
AAGCGUCAAAAGAUUAGAAUUCUUAGAGACGGCUCUCUCUCUCUCUCACACACACACAUAAAAUCCCGUUAAUUUUUCUCUUCCUUUCUCUGCCUCUGCCUCUCUGCUUUUCAUCUCUCCACUGGGCUUUGUCUGUUUACAGGGUUAGGAGAGAGAACUAGUGAAAUCUCUCUCUCUCUCUGAGUGGGUUUUCUCCCUCGUAGUCUCUCUGAAACCAUGAUUUUGGGCAAAGGAUCAAGGCAAUCAAACAAAGGGUCAAUGCAAUCAAACCUGGAGUCCUUUCUGGAUUGCACAACACCGGUGGUCCCAUCUCAAUUUCUACCCAAGAGUGAGAUUAGAAACCUUAAUAAGCUAUGGCAUCCUUGCGAGAGAGAGAAAGUUGAGUACUUCGCAUUGGCUGAUCUUUGGCGUAGUCUUGAUGAAUGGAGUGCUUAUGGGGUCGGAGUACCGAUCAAUUUGGACGGCGGCGAAACCCUGUUUCAGUACUAUGUGCCUUAUCUUUCUGCAAUACAAAUCUAUACAAGCAAUUCAUCCUUGAAUGGUUUAAGGGAGGAAACUGAAUCAGGGUCCGAGACAAGGGACUCUUUUAGCGAUUCGUUUAGCUAUGAAAGCGAGAGUGAAAAGCUCUCGAGAUGGGAUGGAAGUUCCUCCGAGGAAGUAGUAUUUGAGCCAGAUGGCCUCCUACAGCCGAAUGACCGGUUGGGUCACCUUUACUGUGAGUACUUUGAGAGAUCAACUCCUUAUGGAAGAGUUCCCCUGGUGGAGAAGAUCAGUGUAUUAUCUCGAAGAUACCCCGGAUUAAUGUCACUCAGAAGUGUAGAUCUUUCACCAGCUAGUUGGAUGGCAGUUUAUUGGUCCUUCUUUCUCUCUUUCCAGAUUUAUUUGAAAGACAUGCUAUUAAAUUUCUUAUUUUGAAAGAUCCUAUAAAUAAAUUGUGUUCUACACUUCUAAUGCCGUUUCAUAAUACUUGCAGACAAUAAUACUUCCACAAAAGCCAACUUAGCUAAUUUGUUGAUUUUACUUGUCCACAGGUAUCCAAUUUAUUACAUCCCCAUGGGAAGAAUUGUAAAGGGUUUGUCCACAUGCUUCCUCACAUUCCACACUCUUUCAUCAUCUUUUCAAGAUAUGGACCUUGAAACUGAGAUGGAGAGCCCUGAAAGAGGGAGAAAAGAAGGGGAAGACAUCUCUCUACCUCCAUUUGGUUUGGCCACUUAUAAGAUGCAAGGAACUGUGUGGGUCUCGGACAAGAGUGGUCCGGACCUGGACCAGCAGAGGCUGGUGUCACUUUUGAGCGUGGCAGAUUCGUGGCUAAAGCAGUUGAGGAUUCAACACCAUGACUUCAACUACUUCACGGGGAUUCGGCGUGGCUAACACCACCCCUCCUACUCCCCCCCAACCCUCCCCCUGAAAAACUUAAAAAUGCUCUUGAACUUCACCUAAUGGAUUACUGCUAGAAUCCCUCUUUUUUGGUCUUUGGUUUUGUGUUGUUUGGUUAGAGGCAGGUGAUCUUCAGUAUUGAGCUGUUUUCUGGCCCAUUGCAUCCUUGAGACUCUUUGAUGCCAAAGUUUCCUUUGGGUUUUGUAAAUUUUUUUCAGCAGAGAGAUGGGACAUGUUUAAGAGGCCAAAACACACACACAGAGAGAGAGAGAGAGAGAGAGAGAGAGA